Molecule: messenger RNA, 670 nt
Organism: Solanum verrucosum
Lineage: Eukaryota; Viridiplantae; Streptophyta; Magnoliopsida; Solanales; Solanaceae
Exons: 4
Coding region: 28-549 (173 amino acids)
Cellular component (GO): cytosol
Molecular function (GO): holo-[acyl-carrier-protein] synthase activity; magnesium ion binding
Source: RefSeq, a predicted model, not a curated record
AUUUUCUUUUCUAUGUAAGUUUUGGAAAUGGAAUUGGAGAAGGGUGUCCAUAGAUGGAUAGUUGACAUUUCUGAAUGGAACCCAUCUCCCAAUUACUUCUCUUUUGCUAUGUCCUUUCUUCCCCAACAUGAACACUCCUCUAUUACCAGGUUCUUUAAAAUGGAAGAUCGAAAACGGGCUCUUGUGAGCAGAUUGUUGCAGUAUGCACUGAUACAUCAAGUCUUGGGGAUCCCAUAUAACGAAAUUGUCAUCAGGCGCACUGCUGAGGGGAAACCAUACCUGUUAUAUUUAGAACGUAGUCAGGAAUGUGACAAACUGAAGUUGGAGUUGCCAAAUUUUAACUUCAAUGCAUCACAUCAUGGUGAUUUUGUGGCUAUUGCUUCUGAACCAAUAUGCCUUGUGGGAUUGGAUGUUGUUUCUCAAACCAUCCCUGAGAAAGAAUCAGUGGAAGAAUUCAUUCAGAGCUUCUCAUCAUACUUCUCAAGUCUGGAAUGGUUUAAUAUAAUCAAUGCUGGCUCUUCUCGUCAGAUUUUGAAUAUUGGAGUGUAAAGGAAGCAUUUGUCAAAGCCAUUGGUGAUGGUGUGGGUUACAAAUUGGACACCAUCGAAUUUCAUCACAAAAACUGGGAAAACAUAUUUGUCAAGGUUGAUGGCAAAGAACUAGAAGAUUG